Messenger RNA from Dermacentor silvarum, 5543 nucleotides. RefSeq lists its product as uncharacterized. The record is from RefSeq and is a predicted model, not a curated record. The transcript has 29 exons. Lineage: Eukaryota; Metazoa; Arthropoda; Arachnida; Ixodida; Ixodidae. Bases 130 to 3261 code for a protein of 1043 amino acids. Gene Ontology annotation, molecular function: heme binding; oxidoreductase activity, acting on paired donors, with incorporation or reduction of molecular oxygen; iron ion binding.
UUGAAUUUCAAUCUCCCACCUACCCCGUGUUUUCCCGCGACGUGGCCUUGCCACUUGUGUAAUAGGACGGCCAGUGACUAUCGAGUAAGCUGUGGUAAUCAGGUUGAUUUGCGCCUCAGCGGCUCGGCCAUGUUUCUCGUUCUCUGUUCACUACUGGUGGUUCUGGCGACGACUCUGUUCUGGUGGGUCAGAAAGACUUUGAGCUUCUGGAGCGACAAGGGUGUCGUCCACCACAAUGCCUGGCAGUACCUCCGCUUCACUUAUGACAUCUACUCGAAGCCACUCAACGAAGUGGUCACCAGGAACUACAACCACUACGGCCGCGUUUAUGGGUCAUAUCAAGGCACCGUACCAACGCUUGUGGUCGGAGACACCAAUAUUCUCCGUGAAGUUUUGGUGUCCAAGUUCAAGCAUUUCUCCGAUAGAACGGAGGGCCAGCGCAUCGGUAGUGACGUGUGGCGCAAGGCCAUCUUGAACCUCUCGGGUGACGAGUGGAGAAAAGCUCGAGGGAUCUUCACGCCCGCCCUCACCGCUACGCAGCUGAAAACGAUUACCGUGAGAAUUACAGCUGUUGCUGAAAGAAUGACGGGCCGCGUAGCAGAAGCAGCAGCAAAAAAUAAGCCUGUGAACGUCAGCGAGUUGUUCGAUCACACAUCGCUGGACACUACGGCUGCUCUGAACUAUAGCGUCGACUUGGACAGCGAGAUGGACAAGGACCACCCACUGAUACAUUGUCUCGAGGCCAUAUUCGGCAACGUGGCUGGAUGGAAGCUGCUUAUGUUAUUUACUAUGCCUAGUGUAUACAAGGCUCUGCAGCCGGAUUACCCACCGAAAGCAAGCACCGAUGUCUUCAAAGCCUUCGUGGCCCACAUGAUUGAAGAAAGGAAGUCGAGAAACAAGAAAGAAGAAGACUUCCUUCAGCUGUUCAUGGACGCAGACUACGACUGGGACGAUGCUAGCAAUGGCGCAGUCAGCGAGGCUAAAAAGAAAAAGAUGACGAUAGACGAGAUAACAGCCCAGGGGAUUGUGUUCUUCAUCGCUGGUGUGGAGAGUGUCUCCAUAUCGACGACAUUCACAGCCUAUUUCUUGGCUCUUCAUCCCGAAUGCCAGGACAGAGCCAUCUCUGAAAUCGACAAAGCAGUCUCACAGGGAGGACUGACCUACGACGCUCUGCAAGAGAUGCAUUACAUUGAGGCUUCAAUCAAGGAGGCGAUGCGACUCACCUCUCCCGAUCCUUUAAUAACGCGCCUCUGUACGGAGGAGACGACCGUGGCCGGCAUCCGCUUCACACCUGGCAUGAACGUGGACAUUCCUUUGGCGGCCAUCCACCUUGACCCGGAGUACUUUCCUGAACCGGGCAACUUCAAUCCCGAAAGGUUUUUACCCGAGAACAAGGACUCUAUAAGACCUUUCACGUACAUGCCGUUCGGGGCCGGACCACGCAACUGCGCUGGCUCGCGGCUCGCCCUGCUUCAGGCCAAGACUUACUUGGCUUGCCUUUUACGUCGCUUCAGGCUUGAAGUGUGUUCGGAAACUAUGAUACCAUUGAAGUUCAAGCCAGCGCGCCUUUUUGGUUUCCCCGACGGCCCAGUGAUCCUUCGAGCAGCUGCACGCAGUCCUGCCCCAAACGGAGCUACGUACGCAUUUCGGACACCUCUUCAGGCAGACAAAACGAAGGCGAUUUCCACGGCAUCCUACAAUCACACACACUAUCUUUUCCUUAUUCCCGAGAAACGCGGCUUCACCGGUCUGACCAUGCUGCACGCAUUCAUCACACUGCUUGUAUUCUUGGCAUCCCUCCUGUUUUGGUGGGUCCGAAGGAAGUACACCUUCUGGAACGGCAAAGGCAUUGCACACCUUACCUUCUGGCAAUAUCUGCGGUUUUGCGUCGACAUCUACACUAAGCCUCUCAACAAUGUCGUAAUUAGCAGCUACAAGCGAUAUGGUCGAUUGUAUGGUUCUUACCUGGGCGCUACGCCAACGCUUGUCGUCGCCGAACCUGAGAUUCUGCGCGAGAUCCUGGUGUCCAAGUUCAACAACUUUUCGGACAGAUCGGAAUCGCAACGUGUCAGCAGUGAAGUAUGGCGUAAGUCCAUCAUGAACUUGUCCGGUGACGAGUGGAAGAAAGCCCGGAACCUCUUCACACCGGCACUGACCACUACACGGCUAAAGACGAUUACAUUGAAAAUCAAAACCAUAGCUGAAAGAACGGCGUCUCGGGUUAUGGAGGCGGCUGCACAGGACAAGCCUGUCAACUUCUCCGAGCUCAUUGAACACGCAUCGCUGGACACCACGGCUGCCCUUAACUACAGCGUCGAUCUGGACAGCGAGAACAACAAGGACCAUCCGUUGAUGAAAUGCCUGGGAGCUUUAUUUAGCAACAUGGCCGGUUGGAAAGUGGUGAUGAUGUUCAUGAUGCCUGGUGUGUACAAGAUGUUUCAGCCGAACUACCCACCAAAGUCAAGCACCGAUCUGUUUAAAGCCUUCGUUUCACACCUCAUGGAAGAACGGAAGGCAAACAAUAAGAAAGAAGACGACUUCCUUCAGGUGUUUAUGGAUGCGGACUAUGACUGGGAGGUCAGCGCUGACGGGAAGAAAGAAGACGGAGAAAAGAAACAAAUGACGCUAGACGAGAUAACGGCCCAGGGAAUACUGUUCUUCCUCGCCGGUGUGGAGAGCGUGUCGACGACACUCAUCUUCACUGCCUACUACCUGGCACUUCACCCGGAAUACCAGAACAGCGUCAUAGCCGAAGUCGACAAGGCUGCAGGUCCGAAGGGUGAACUUACGUACGAGUCACUGCAAGAAAUGCCCUGCCUCGAGGCAUGCAUCAAGGAGGCAUUGCGCCUCACUGCAUCGGAAUCAGUAAUUAUGCGUCAGUGUACGGAAGAAACCACAGUGGCCAACAUCAGCUUCAAGCCGGGCAUGUGCGUGGACGUUCCUUCGGCGGGUAUCCAUCACGAUCCUGAAUAUUUUCCCGAGCCGGAAAAGUUCAAUCCAGAAAGAUUCCUACCGGAAAACAAGGACAGCGUGAAGCCGUUCACGUUCAUGCCUUUCGGCCAUGGACCACGCAGCUGCAUAGGGAUGCGACUCGGCAUGCUGCAGGUCAAGACAACUCUCGCCUGCCUGCUUCGGCGCGUCAGACUUGAAACCUGCGCUGAAACUAUGAGUCCUCUCAAGUUCAAGCCACGGCAACUCCUUCAAGUCAGCGAUGGGCCGAUUAUUCUCCGGGCUAUCCCGCGCGACGCGCCGGCGAGCUGAGUUGCACGCCAGUAUCAGAAAUUCUUCUUGGGGAGCAAGAGUAGCAACCUUGUACACUAAAGAAAAUUGGAGUGGCUGCGGUUUUUAGAGAGUUCUCGUGCUAAGUACGCGCACUCUGCGAGGGCUCAAGCAGGGUGAACAUUGUAUAGUUCAUCACAAAGUAAAGGAACUCUCGAAGUAGAAUUGAAUAUGGGAGAGCCAGAAAUUUAUGCAAGGGCAGUUGCCAGCACUGUAUUUGUUCUUAUAGGGCAUGCGAAAGUUGGGAGAGCAGUGCUUUUGUUGUAACAGUAUGGUUCUGUAUACAUAAGGCGCUAUAAUGCCGUCGAUAGAAUGUUAAAAUGUUCAAAGAGGCGCGAAAUAUAUCGGAAUGUAAAAACACAGUAAUGAAAUGUUCAAAACGGAAAGCGCAAACUGCCUAUAAGUGCAUGAUCUAUAGUGUAUAUCAUUCUAUUGGAGUGUCUUGUGGACCAGACUGCAUCGAGCCUGAAUGGCCGGAACGCUGCCUGGAGACGAAGAGCACAGGUUCUUCAAGAUAUGAAUGUCCAUGUUUUCUGAAAGUACCAAUGAUUAAGAUGUCUCACUUAGCUUUACAUGAAAUCACCAUGUGCCAUGAGUCGCUCACGAACGGCCAAACUACUUAUGGCAGAAUGUGCGCACGGACUGAUGGUUCAACCGAGCGUGUGCGGACAGGUCAGGCGCGACACCAUCGCAGAAUUGAUGGCAACCAGGUUGAGGGAUUGCAAUGAGGCUUACUAUACCCCUUCAGACAUCGCUGAACUUAGGUGUGUCCGUGACACAUUCAAUAUGUAGCACGGAUGUAAGCUCAAUGAAAAAAGCUCUAAUUAGCAGCUUUAUUCUACUUAUCACAAUGCUAUCAUUGCGUUGCGGACGGUUGCGUAGAACACACUAUGAGACCCAUUCAUUUCUUAGUGUCCCAUUCAUUUCUUUCUUUACUGCGAGAGAGCUACCAGGGAAGAGCAUGAGGACACAGUGGCAAUCAUAGUCGCAAAGAAAAGAAGCGGUGCGAUAUUUUCAACUUUUGAAUGACUUUUAAAAUUGAAUGAUUGCAAACAUGCAUAAAUUAAUUCGUUGUAUUGUUUGUAUAUAUAACAUAUAUAUACAAAAAUGUUGAUGCUACUCUGUUAUUCUUCGUUGGCGAAUAUAUUAGUCAGUAGGAAAUUAGAAAUUCGCGUGCUCUUUUAAAAGGUAAAAUUUACGAAGUUCUUAUAAAAGCUCCACUCUCAGCAAAAUAGCAUAUUCCUGCGCAGAAAUACUGCGAGAAAUUACACAUAUUUUUGUUAAAUACUAGGUGAAUAUUGUUAUCUUGGAAAAUGCACCUACACUUUCGGACAGUACACCCUCGUCCAAUAUGAAAGGGAACAUUUCAUUUGUGUUCGAAACUUGCAAGCCAGAAACACACUCACUGCUAUUUCUUAUGUUGUUCUGUUGAAGAAUCCUGCUCAUGGAACGUCUCCUCGUGACUAGCGCACAGAAGGAAAAUUACCGGGUUUCACAUUGGACGAUGGCCUACAUCUCGUCUAAUGAGUGUCAUCUUAUCGUUAAAGCUGCACAUUCGAGUGUGAAAAUGUUGCUUUGUUUGUUCUUUAUUUAGAUGAGACAGUUCUUAUCAGGCAGCUCAUAUGAAACCAUCUUUCCAGCAUGAUAUUACCGAUGGUAAUCAUAGCCGCCAAACGCUUACAACUAUUUUUGACACGAUAUUUGUGUGAGGAGGACUGAAGUGGAAAAAGACGAAUUUCAGAUAUUCGGUAAUUCGCGCGUCUGAUUGAUGUGUUCGCAUUGUUGGAGUGACUGCGCCAAAGUACACUGUAAGCACGGUAAAUUUGAGAAAGGUCCACCCAUUUGAAAUAAUAAUAACCGUUGCUGUUUGGCGUCAUAUGAUGAUAAUAGGGAUGAUCUUAACAUUUUUUGCUAGGUAUGAAGCUUGCGGCGAUAUGAGAGGAAUAUACACUUGAGUGCCAAACUAACGUGAUUUAACAUGACAACUGGCAUCGGAGUGACGUAUUGACCACUCUGAAUUUCACUGCGACCAGUGCCCCCCCCACUUCAGUGCAUGCUUGAAUUUCGAAGUUAAACUUAUCGUACACUGAAAAAUUCUGGUCAGAAUCUAUGAUCUGUAGGCUUUGCGCUAUGGUGGCUUCCUCGAUGUUGUUUAUGAGAGCGUUUGCGUGCGUUUUGAGUGAUACCUAGCAAGAUACUUGACUUAUAGAUUUUCAACUGAUCUUCGUUCUGUAUUUAAUAAAAACGGUGUUCCAGCCAAUAAA